GCCAUUACGCUGCGCUGUAGCGCAAACACACACGCAAACCAUCAGAGAAGAAGAGCUACAGAAAGCAUGUGUUUGUGACCAUGUGAGUGGCAGUCAAGCAGCACUAAAUUAUCUUAAGCAAUCCUGAAUUAUUUCAUAAAACAAUUAGUUUUAUGCUGCAUCAUGUCGUCUUUCUUUAUAAAGAAAAAGGUAAUCUCUGCGGCUCCUAAUAAAGGAGAUUUAAAAAGAAAGAGUAAUGCAGAUGAUGGCAAAGGCCGAUCAAAAAAGUUCAGUAAGCGAAUGGAUGAAGAAAUAUCGAGUGACUCAGAAAAUGAAAGUGCUGAUCCAAACAGAAAAUUAUUCAUUCUUCCUCAGCUGGAACAGAAAGGCAAACUGCAAAGACUGAUAGCCAAAGAACUCAUAGCUCCAGACCCAGCAGAGAUCAGGUUGUUGAGAGGACACAAACUACCUGUCACAUGUCUCGUCAUCACCCCAGAUGAGAAAUACAUCUUCUCGGCAAGCAAAGACUGCUCCAUCAUCAAAUGGGAGGUGGAGAGCGGAAAGAAGGCGCAGAAGAUCGCAGGAGGACGGAAGGGAACAGAAGCGCGUCAUGUGGGACACACCGCUCACGUCCUGUGUAUGGCCAUAUCAUCUGAUGCGAAAUACCUGGCUAGUGGAGACAUGAAUAAACUCAUCAUGAUCUGGGAUCCGAUGACAUGUAAGCAUCUGUACAAGUUUAAAGGACACAGAGAUGCUGUAUCUGGUUUGGCCUUUAGACGAGGAACUCACACCCUUUACAGCGCGUCACAUGACCGCUCGAUAAAAGUGUGGAGUGUGGACGAGAACGCUUAUGUAGAAACCCUGUUCGGCCAUCAGGACAUGAUCACCGGGUUGGACUGUUUGAGUCGAGAGAGAUGUGUGACUGCAGGAGGACGAGACAGGACAGUCCGAGUGUGGAAAAUUGCUGAAGAAUCACAGCUUGUCUUUCAUGGACACGAGGGCUCCAUUGAUUGUAUCCAGCUUAUUAAUGAAGAACACAUGGUCACAGGUGGAGAUGAUGGCUCUAUAUCUAUUUGGACGGUUAAUAAGAAGAAGCCGGUGAGCACAGUGAAGCAAGCCCACGGUAGCCAUGGCAACACUGGUCUGGAGCAGCCCUACUGGGUGUCUUCUGUGGCGGCGCUGCACAACUCUGACAUCGUGGCAUCAGGCUCCCAUAAUUCAGCGGUGCAGCUGUGGAAGUGUGGGCAGGGAUUCAGAGGCCUGGAGCCGCUCUUCAGCGUCCCUAUGACUGGAUUUGUCAACAGUCUGAAGUUCUCAAACUCUGGGAAGUUUCUUGUGGCGGGAGUUGGACAGGAGCACAGAUUGGGCCGAUGGUGGAGAAUAAAGGAAGCUAGGAAUGGAAUAUAUAUCAUUCCUCUUAAAAGACAAGCUCAAGAGCAAGAAGUUGUCCAGUAAUGUGGUUUCAUCUAGGACUUGAAUUUGAUAUCAGAAAACUAUUGGUUGCUUUGGACUUUGGAUUUUUUUCUUUCUUUUGUUAAUAUGUCAGAACAUGAUGUAAAAGA
Sinocyclocheilus rhinocerous is the source of this 1541-nucleotide messenger RNA. Its product is annotated as U3 small nucleolar RNA-interacting protein 2-like. Gene Ontology annotation, cellular component: small-subunit processome. The transcript has 14 exons. Bases 163 to 1434 code for a protein of 423 amino acids. The record is from RefSeq and is a predicted model, not a curated record. Gene Ontology annotation, molecular function: U3 snoRNA binding; protein binding. NCBI's taxonomy places the organism in Eukaryota, Metazoa, Chordata, Actinopteri, Cypriniformes, Cyprinidae.